CUCUUCUCUCUCUCUCUCUCUGUCUCUCUCUCUCUGUCGGUAGUCUAACCGGAGCGACGGUUCGGAUCGCUCGCUUCUUGGUUCGGCUCCUUGGGUUCUGGUCCCGCUCGUGUGUUCGGUGUGGAACGAUGUGGUGCAUCAACUGCGCUUCAGAUAAAUCUGCGGCCAACCUGCACAACAAGCUGCUGUACUGUGUGGACGGAGAAUCUCACUGUCCAGAGGGGCUCACGUUCUCUGAUUCAUCUUUUGGCCACCUUCCUUCAUCUUUGCAUCACUAUAGCAACAGCCAUCUCUCCAGCCCCUGUGAUGUCUACAGCUCUGCCACCACCAGAGGGUCCUCUGGAGCCUCACAAACACACACACAGGCUGGCUCACCUGUCUCUCCGACCAGUCCUGCAAGUCUGGCCUGGGCUCAGCACAGUCGUCACCAGCCGGCCAGUCUGGCACUCCGAAAACAGGAAGAGGAGGAAAGCAAACGCAGCAAGGCACUAUCAGACAGCUAUGAACUCUCAACAGACCUCCAGGACAAGAAGGUGGAGAUGCUGGAGAGGAAGUAUGGGGGCCAGUUUGUUUCCCGGCGAGCAGCGAGGACAAUCCAGACGGCGUUUCAGACAAUACCGCAUGAACAAGAACUUUGAGAAGCUUCGCAGCUCCGCUUCUGAGAGCAGGAUGAC
Thalassophryne amazonica is the source of this 674-nucleotide messenger RNA. Its product is annotated as IQ motif and SEC7 domain-containing protein 2-like. The coding region runs from base 129 to 638 and encodes 169 amino acids. The record is from RefSeq and is a predicted model, not a curated record. The transcript is spliced from 4 exons. Lineage: Eukaryota; Metazoa; Chordata; Actinopteri; Batrachoidiformes; Batrachoididae.